Spinacia oleracea (spinach) is the source of this 705-nucleotide messenger RNA. Its product is annotated as protein PLASTID MOVEMENT IMPAIRED 2-like. Bases 1 to 705 code for a protein of 234 amino acids. Gene Ontology annotation, cellular component: cytosol. The transcript is spliced from 2 exons. The record is from RefSeq and is a predicted model, not a curated record. NCBI's taxonomy places the organism in Eukaryota, Viridiplantae, Streptophyta, Magnoliopsida, Caryophyllales, Amaranthaceae. Gene Ontology annotation, biological process: chloroplast accumulation movement; chloroplast avoidance movement.
AUGAAUUUUGAAAAUAUAUUACAACUUACCAAUUCAGAGGUUGAUGUAUUGCAAAAUGAGCUGAAUUUGAUUAAGGAAAUGGACAGUAAUUUUCAUAGAAGUGAAAGCUUGAAGAACUCUGCUUCGCAGUCCGUCACGGAAGAUUUAGAGGCAGCAAGGAAAGAAUUAGAGGCUAUCAAAGCAGAAGGAGCGAAAGACAAGUUGGAAGUUGCCAGGGCAUCUGAGGAAAAGGCGAAAUCAAAAUUGGAGUAUGAUUAUUUAACUGGAUGUGCGGCCGGAGCUCGAGAGAUUGCUGACAAGAAAGUGUCAGCAGCUCAUGCAUGGGUAGAAGCAUUAAAGGCCAGUGAGAGAGAGACCAACAUAAAAACUGAACUAGUGGAGAGAGAAAUUGGAGAACUGAAGCUAAAAGAAGUAAAGAGGAUAGAAGAAUCGAAAAACAUGGCAGAAUCGACAACAGAGGAGCUACAGCAAGAGAGACACCAAAAAAACAAGAGCUUUCAGGAAAAAAGAACACGAGACCAUGAGUAUACCUCAACACCAGUAAGUCAACCAAAGUUCCGGAGAUCUCUCAACUCUCCUGCUACAAGACGUAUGAGCACUUCAAAUUCUUUAUCUGUGAAAAGGAGGAGAAAUGCAAUGCUCAAAGUUGCUAAAUAUUUUGCUAAUGAACACACUGAGAAUGACAAGGCAGACACUCACAAUUAA